This is a messenger RNA of Phacochoerus africanus (Common warthog), 2889 nucleotides long. It is a transcript of the gene STK3, whose product is annotated as serine/threonine kinase 3. Lineage: Eukaryota; Metazoa; Chordata; Mammalia; Artiodactyla; Suidae. Gene Ontology annotation, biological process: regulation of MAPK cascade; intracellular signal transduction; protein phosphorylation. Gene Ontology annotation, cellular component: cytoplasm. The record is from RefSeq and is a predicted model, not a curated record. Gene Ontology annotation, molecular function: protein serine/threonine kinase activity; ATP binding. The transcript has 11 exons. Bases 207 to 1682 code for a protein of 491 amino acids.
CGGCCCCCGGCGGAGGGGCGGGGCGGGCCGGGAGGAGCCGCUUUCGCAAGCGGGAGGGGGAUCCGCCGCGGAGUUACGGGAAAGUUGGUCCGAGUUCCUGGAGUUUCCCUCUGUGGUUCCCUGGGCUCGGCUGGCCGGUUCCUCGGCUCCUUGCCCGACUCCGGCCUUCGCCGCCCACCUGGUCCCUCCUUCUACCCCCGGCCGCCAUGGAGCAGCCGCCGGCGCCCAAGAGUAAGCUAAAAAAGCUGAGUGAAGACAGCUUGACUAAGCAGCCUGAAGAAGUUUUUGAUGUAUUAGAGAAACUGGGAGAAGGGUCUUAUGGAAGUGUAUUUAAAGCAAUUCAUAAGGAAUCUGGUCAAGUUGUGGCAAUUAAACAAGUACCUGUUGAGUCAGAUCUUCAGGAAAUAAUCAAAGAAAUUUCCAUAAUGCAGCAGUGUGACAGCCCAUAUGUUGUAAAGUACUAUGGCAGUUACUUUAAGAAUACAGACCUCUGGAUUGUUAUGGAGUACUGUGGAGCUGGCUCUGUCUCGGACAUAAUUAGAUUACGAAACAAGACAUUAACAGAAGAGGAAAUUGCAACUAUUCUUAAAUCUACUUUGAAAGGACUAGAAUAUUUACACUUUAUGAGAAAAAUACACAGAGAUAUAAAAGCUGGAAAUAUUCUCCUUAACACAGAAGGACAUGCAAAAUUGGCAGAUUUUGGAGUGGCUGGGCAGUUAACAGAUACAAUGGCAAAACGCAAUACUGUGAUAGGAACUCCAUUUUGGAUGGCUCCUGAGGUAAUUCAGGAAAUAGGCUAUAACUGUGUGGCUGACAUCUGGUCCCUUGGCAUUACUUCUGUAGAAAUGGCGGAAGGAAAACCUCCUUAUGCUGAUAUACAUCCAAUGCGGGCUAUUUUUAUGAUUCCCACAAAUCCACCACCAACAUUCAGGAAGCCCGAACUUUGGUCUGACGAUUUCACUGAUUUUGUUAAAAAAUGCCUGGUGAAGAGUCCUGAGCAGAGAGCUACUGCGACACAACUUUUACAGCAUCCUUUUAUCAAGAAUGCAAAACCUGUAUCAAUUUUAAGAGACCUGAUCACAGACGCCAUGGAGAUCAAAGCUAAAAGACAUGAAGAACAGCAGCGAGAACUGGAAGAAGAGGAAGAAAAUUCGGAUGAAGAUGAGCUGGAUUCCCACACCAUGGUGAAGACCAGCUCGGAAAGUGUGGGCACAAUGAGGGCCACAAGCACGAUGAGUGAAGGGGCCCAGACCAUGAUUGAACAUAACAGCACAAUGUUAGAAUCUGACUUGGGGACCAUGGUUAUAAACAGCGAGGACGAGGAGGAGGAAGAUGGAACUAUGAAAAGAAAUGCAACCUCACCACAAGUACAAAGACCGUCUUUCAUGGAGUACUUUGAUAAACAGGACUUCAAGAAUAAGAGUCAUGAAAACUGUAGUCAGAACAUGCAUGAACCCUUCCCUGUGUCCAAAAAUGUUUUCCCUGACAACUGGAAAGUUCCUCAAGAUGGAGACUUUGACUUUUUAAAAAAUCUAAGUUUAGAAGAACUACAGAUGCGGUUAAAAGCGCUGGACCCCAUGAUGGAGCGAGAAAUAGAAGAGCUCCGUCAGAGAUACACUGCGAAAAGACAACCCAUUCUGGAUGCGAUGGAUGCCAAGAAAAGAAGGCAGCAGAACUUUUGAAUCUAAUUUCUGUUCUGUUUGUUUCUAUGACUGUUCUGGAGACCAAGAAACCACUAAGAAUUGAAGGGGUAUUAUGCUAUCUUUUUCAAUCUCUUAAGAUCCGUGCUCUACAACCAGGCAGCAGUCAAAAACUGACGAUGGUACAAACCCAGGUAAAUUCCCCAAAGACAGAAUUUAAUACUGUAUCCACUGUGUUUUCAUUUUUUAAAUAAUGAAAACAGCAGAAAUGGUGUUCUCUACAUCUGUCAGCUGCAUACCAGUACUAAAACUGUGUUUUAAAACGAAGGCUGUGUUUAGAAACCUUGAAAAUCCAAAGCUGUUGUGUAAUUGUACAGCACCGAAGGGCUUUAUGUUACAGUAUUCUUUAUUCUUUUCUAUUAGCCUAUUUAUUGUAUCCCUUUAGGUAAACUUAUUUAUUUAUGCUAUUUCACCUUGUUUUGUUUUUUAAGGACAAGAUCAGGAUAGCUUUGGUGAAGGCAGGGACUAUUACUAGAUGAUAAUGAACAACCCAAUUAUACUGUAAGCAGGGAGCUCUGGGGUACAUGCUUUCAUUUCCAGGAUAGUUUUCCAAUAGAAGCAAAGCAAUAAUAGCAAUAGUACCCAAAGGGCCCAGGCAUUUUUUUAUACAGAAGCAAUAAUUCCAUUUUUACCUUCUGAAGUUUUAAUUUUUUAUUUUUGAUGCUUGGUACAAAUAAAACUAUAUAUAUUUAGGUCAGACAGAGCUGUAAUGUUUAAAACCAAAGAAAUCAAUGGAACCCUUGCACAAAAAAGCAUGGUAAAUUUUUUAAAAGAAAUAAUUCCUUAAGACAAAUGUAAUUGUGACUGUUGUUUCAUGUGUAGGUCUCAUAGCUAAACUGUAUCAAACAGUAAUAAGCUCAUGACAUUUUUUCUGUGAAAAUGUGCUCAAUUGUCACCAGACAUUUUUGUUGAUUUCAUUUAUUUCCUGGGAAUUGGUAAACAUCAUGUGCCUGAUGAUAGCAAAAUAGCAGAAACAUUUGUACUGAACUGUGCAAGCCUUGGGGACUGAUAAAGAUUAAAACUAUUAAAAAGAAACUCAUUUCUAAGCUGAAUGAACAUUUGCAUGAUUGAACUGGGACCAGUCAUUUUCCUAAGCUACAUAUGGCCAUCUUGACAGCGUUUGUUCUUUUGUGUGUUUAAUUACUACAUGUAAAUCAUAAAGACAAAUAAAUUUUACUGUGCCACCCAA